Molecule: messenger RNA, 1773 nt
Organism: Mya arenaria
Lineage: Eukaryota; Metazoa; Mollusca; Bivalvia; Myida; Myidae
Product: sodium-coupled monocarboxylate transporter 2-like
Exons: 1
Coding region: 1-1773 (590 amino acids)
Biological process (GO): transmembrane transport; sodium ion transport
Cellular component (GO): membrane
Molecular function (GO): symporter activity
Source: RefSeq, a predicted model, not a curated record
AUGGAUCCAAACACUGCCUUUUCUGUUAAGGACUAUGUUAUAUUUGUGGCAACAGUAUUGUUUUCAUUCCUGAUUGGAGUAUUCUUUGCGCUAUGGGAGCGAAAAAAGAAUCACAAUAAUCCGGAGGAGUACUUCUUAGCAGGCCGCAAAUCCAAGCUCCUGCCGGUGACGUUGUCCUUCAUCGUAACUUUCCAAUCGUCCAUCGUGAUGUUGGGAUUUCCAGCAGAGGUGUAUCUCUAUGGUGCUAUCUACGUUUACUUCAUGAUUUCUAUAAUCAUCUCUUUUACUUUCACCGCUUUCUUCAUCGUUCCUGUCUUCUACCCUCUUAAGCUAACGACCGUGUACGAGUACCUAAAUUUGCGAUACGGCGAUAACGUUCUACGCUACGUAACUAUGGUAAUGGGCAUUUUCUACAAUGUAUUCUACAUGAGUACCGUCACAUAUGGCACGUGUGUGGCCCUAGACGUUGUAAUGGGCCUACCUUAUUGGGCGACCAUCGUCAUUUAUACAUCCGUUACUACAAUUUACACCUCCAUCGGCGGAAUAAAGGCAGUCAUUUGGACUGACGUUUUCCAGUUUGUUAUUAUGACAACUGGCAUAUUGGCGGUCACCAUUAAAGGUAUCAUUGAAGUUGGCGGUAUAUCGCAAGUGCACAAAUACAGUGUGAGUCGUAUGAAUUUCAAUCAAUUCGGAUUAGAUCCACGAAUACGUUACACAUUCUGGAAUUUGGGGGUAACAUCUGUUCCUAUGUGGUUGUAUACAGGUUACAUGCAACCGGCGAUGCAAAGAGUAUACUCAACGCCAGAUGUAACGACAGCAAGAAAUAUGUACCUUGUUUCCGUCCCCGUAUACAUACUGAUUUGUCUUGGAACAAUAUUUGAAGGAGUGGUCAUAUUUGCAUACUAUUCAUCAAAAGGAUGUGACAUUUAUAAUAGUGGGAUGAUAGACAAUAUCAACCAGCUUGUACCGUACACGGUGUUGGAGUUUUUCGGAGAACUCCCAGGCCUACCAGGCCUUUUUAUCGCCGCGUUAUCCAGUGCCGCAUUUAGCACACUGUCUUCGUGUCUCAGCUCCCUCUCUGCCAUCGCGUAUGAAGAUAUCUUAAAAGUCCGAAAUCCGAACAUCAGUUCUCAAGUUGCCACGUACAUAUCACGGCUCGUAACUAUUUUGUUCGGACUUAUAGCGCUAGCAGUGACGUUCCUGAUAUCAAAUUUACCUGGCUCAGUGAUCUCACUAUUUUCAAGUUUCGUAGCCUGUAUGGAUGGCCCGACAUGUGCAAUAUUUAUGUUGUCUGCGUUUAGCCGAAGGGUGACGUCAAAGGGUGUGUUAUUCGGAGCUAUAUGUGGGAUGUCCAUAUCUCUAUGGUUGAAUCUUGGCAAGCUAUUCUCUGAUAUUCCUGCAGAUACACCUUUACCAGCAGGUCCAACAGACACUUGUCCGAGUACGUCCAAUUUCAGUUCCCUGGCCUCCGUUAUACCAAACGGGUAUUCGACAACUACCUACUUGCUACUUAACGAAACAUCGACGAAACACGCAACCAACAACCUUUCAGGGUUGCAGGAAUUUUACCGUGUAUCAUAUAUGUACUAUUCUUUUAUAGGGUUUACUGUUUCUUUAGUUAUUGGAUUUUUAGCCAGUUUGUGUUGUGAAGCGCCAAAACGAGUGGACACCAGGUGUCUGUUUGAAUUCCAUAAACAUGUUUUAGGCAAACAGUCAGACAAAGUGAACGAGAGAACAAUUGCAAAUGAAAAUGAGGUGGAAGCGCUAGUGUAA